Moesziomyces aphidis is the source of this 939-nucleotide messenger RNA. NCBI's taxonomy places the organism in Eukaryota, Fungi, Basidiomycota, Ustilaginomycetes, Ustilaginales, Ustilaginaceae. The record is from the annotation of a GenBank genome assembly.
AUGGCUAUGCUUCCUCGCGCCGCGCGCCCCGCCAUGGCCGCCAUCCACUCGGCCGCCCCCGUCGCCAUCGCCGCCCGCGCCGGAUUCCACUCGUCCGCUCCCCAGGCCGCCUCCCUCCGCGAGACCGAACAGCGCAUCAAGUCGGUCAAGAACAUCGAAAAGAUCACCAAGUCCAUGAAGAUGAUCGCCUCCACCAAACUCAACAAGGCCCAGCGCGCCAUGGCCGCUGCCAAGGCCUAUGGUGACGCCAACAACGAGAUCUUCAAGAACUCCGAGGCCGUCGCUCCCGAGGGUGGCCGCCAGCUCUUCAUCGUCGUCUCCUCCGACAAGGGUCUCUGCGGCGGUAUCCACUCCUCCGUCACAAAGCGCACCAAGGCCGAGUUCAACAAGAUCGGCGCUGCCGCCGGCGACGCCAACUCCUCCGAGGGCCCCGCCAUCAUCAUCCUCGGCGAAAAGUCCAAAGCCCAGCUUGGCCGUGCGCUCCCCAAGAACAUCUCGCUCUCCUUCAACCAGAUCGGCAAGGACGUCCCCACCUUCGCCGACGCAACCGCCAUCGCAGACCAGAUCAUCAAGUCUGGCAUCAAGUUUGACAAGGUCAACCUCAUCUACAACAAGUACGUCUCCGCAAUCUCGUUCGAGUCCGACGUCAUGGAGGUCUUCUCCGAAGACGCCCUCCGCAACGCCACCCAGUUCAAGCUCUACGAGCAGGAGGACGACGUCACCAAGGACCUCGCCGAGUUCGCCUUCGCCAACGCCGUCUACGCCGCCCUCGUCGAGGGUCACGCCUCCGAGAUCAACUCCAAGCGUAACGCCAUGGACAACGCCUCCAAGAACGCAGGCGACAUGAUCUCCAACCUCAACAUGAUCUACAACCGUGGUCGACAGGCCGCCAUCACCAACGACCUCGUCGACAUCAUCACCGGUGCCUCCGCUCUUUAA